AACAAUAUUGUACGCGUAUUAACGCCUACCCGCCAGAUUUUGUUUAAUUAUUUUUAUUUUUAUUUUUUGAGCCAGACAGGCCUGUUUUGGCCUCUUCCUCUCGCAGGUUCUGGCCGAGUUUUGUUUACCAGUGAGAGGUUUAGCUGAUCGGUCGUGGUGAAUUCUCCCUGGUCCCGUGGUGAAGUUUAUUUGUUGGAGAACGUCCGGAAGCUUUCUGAAAUUCUUUGAAGAGCUUCUACGGUCUACUAACCUAGGUAUUUCAAUUUCGCCAAAAUAGGAUGGGGUAAUGACCCUUUUAGGUUUUGUUGACCAGCCGAAUAAAUACAAAUAUUGUAUUUUUUUAAGUUAUUGACAACUUCAUAAGGUAUUAAAAGCUUUGAUACCCUAAAUAUAAUUUUCGGUAAGCAAACAGAUCCAGGUCAACACCAUACAUGUGAAUACUUAAUAAGGAACAUGCUGUUUAAAUAUUAAAAGCUUGAAAUUGCAAAUGCAAUGUAUUUUUACUGCCAUCCAUCAGUAUUAUCAGUAUCUGAGACACAAGAGGAACAUGCCAUUUAUUAUACAUUUUAAUUUAUUUUGCGUUCUACUGCUAGUGGACUUUGGACAACCAGAAUAUGCAGAAUAUGUUGAUCCAGAAGAGCCCUUAGAUGAUCACCUAACACGGCCAGAUGAGGAUGUGGCAAGUAGUGAUAAUGAGAUGACCAUGUCGUAUGAUUAUCACAACGAAAACCAUGACAGUACUGACCACCCAGACCAUCAAGUAGAUAUAUCAACUGAUAAUUAUGCCGAAUCGUACGAUGAUCAUUAUACCACUGGAAUGGAUAAUUAUGAAGAAAAUCAGCAAGAUACAGAUUACGGUCAGCAUGAUCCACACGUUGAACAUGAAAUUGAAGAUCGGAUAGUGCGAUAUGCGAUGCAUAAGUGGCGCGAAGAAAUUUGAAUUGUAUGGCAAAUAAAAUAACUUAGUUUUUUA
Molecule: messenger RNA, 973 nt
Organism: Drosophila sechellia
Lineage: Eukaryota; Metazoa; Arthropoda; Insecta; Diptera; Drosophilidae
Exons: 3
Coding region: 488-940 (150 amino acids)
Source: RefSeq, a predicted model, not a curated record